Messenger RNA from Dacryopinax primogenitus, 1327 nucleotides. RefSeq lists its product as uncharacterized. The transcript is spliced from 4 exons. NCBI's taxonomy places the organism in Eukaryota, Fungi, Basidiomycota, Dacrymycetes, Dacrymycetales, Dacrymycetaceae. The coding region runs from base 155 to 1327 and encodes 390 amino acids. The record is from RefSeq and is a predicted model, not a curated record.
GGUAGACGGCGUCCUCUCUCUAUAGCUGAGCUAUCCACCUGUCGAGCCCAGCGCUCCAAUUCUCUUCGACUUUCGACUGGUCAUCCUCAGAGCGGGCUUCCCUCACCCUCCUGCGAAAAGCACUCUCAAACACUCUCAGAAUCAAGUCAGAAUUAUGGCCUGCCGGACACUCUCUAUCUUCUCUGUGUUUCUCUCUAUCCUCCUCGCUGGCCAAGCUGCGGCCUUCAUGCGACCCGCUCCCCAUUCAAAGCCCACACCCGUUACGCGUAACGAGAGGAUCGCACGGUCACAAGAGCGCCUGCAGAGGAGACAAAUGGCGAGCGUGACUACCUCAGCCUGGGCCCCAAUUGAGACCAAGCUCCAAACGUACAAUGUCACGACAUCUUUCGGUACCGAAAUAUGGCAAUGCCUUACCAUCCUCACCCCCACCAUCGAUGCCUCAGGGGAGCUGGCAUACGAAGAAGACCAGUCCUGCACCUUCACCCUCAUCGCCGACCCCGGUGUGAACCCCGCCACGCUCCCCGCGCCCUCCGCCCCUUCUGGCGUCCUCACCCCAGACUCGAGCCCCCUUGCAACGAUCCAGAGUGCGCUGUCUAUGACCCCUACCCUCUCCGCAACAGCUGCGGGGGCAACGAUCAUCACAUCUGUUGACUCUGCGGGUGAUACCACCUUCCUGAUCCCUGCAGGGAUGACCUCAGCUCUGGCAGGUGGAGCACCAGGAACAACAACGACCGUCUUUCCUUCGUCAGCGACGGCCAGUGCAGGAUCUGCGUCUGUUGGUGGUCAGCAGGCGGGUGACCAAGGCGCGAGCAUCGUUGGCACGAGCUCCAUCCCAAUCUCACAGGUCGUCCCCGCUUCCUCCUCCAUCCCGACGGCCUCCGCUUCCUCAGACUCGGCCAGCUCAUCAACAGACUCGGCAAACCCCACCGCUCAGCUGAGCAGCAUCCUCCUGCCCAGCUCGACAGCCCUGCCGGACACAGCCAGCUCAUCCUCUGUCCCAGCCGGCUCACAGCUCGCCUCUAUCUUAUUCGGCUCUGCCUCCCCCUCCAGCAGCUCCGCCGUUCCCUCCGGCUCGCGCCUCCCUAACUCUGGGGCCUUGUCAUCUGCCAACGAUACGACGACCACUGCGGCCCUGACUAUCCCUGGGCAGACUAUUCAGGUACUCCCCAUUGGGUUGGGUGUAUUCGCUGGGAUCAUGGUGAUCGCCAUUAUCGUCGUGUGUAUUGUCACCUUCGAGAGGACACAAUAUAGGAAGGCAUUCCGUGCACGGAAGAUGGCCGAGCAAGGCGGUGCAAUGGGGUAUGGUGGUAUGGCUGAGCGCGUCUGA